Molecule: messenger RNA, 1442 nt
Organism: Camellia sinensis
Lineage: Eukaryota; Viridiplantae; Streptophyta; Magnoliopsida; Ericales; Theaceae
Gene: DFR
Product: dihydroflavonol 4-reductase
Biological process (GO): anthocyanin-containing compound biosynthetic process
Molecular function (GO): dihydroflavanol 4-reductase activity
Source: RefSeq, a predicted model, not a curated record
CAACGUCAAAAUGACUGAUACAGAGCGCCCUUUCUUUACACUUUAUUUUAUAUAUACACAACUAUAAUUUGCAAAUUCCCUCAAUAUAAUCCCAAUCGCAACCAUAUCAAAAUCUUCACUAAUACCAAUCCUACCACUUGUGUUUUACUUGUCCUCUCUUAAAAUUUUUGUACUCCCAAUUUUUUCACAUUUUAAUCCCAUCAUGAAAGACUCUGUUGCUUCUGCCACAGCCUCCGCACCGGGCACCGUGUGUGUCACCGGAGCCGCUGGAUUCAUCGGCUCGUGGCUCGUCAUGAGGCUGCUCGAACGCGGCUAUAUUGUUCGUGCAACCGUUCGCGAUCCAGCGAAUUUAAAGAAGGUGAAGCACUUGUUAGACUUGCAGAAAGCUGACACGAACUUGACACUGUGGAAGGCGGAUUUGAAUGAAGAAGGGAGCUUUGAUGAGGCCAUUGAGGGUUGCUCUGGAGUGUUUCAUGUUGCCACACCUAUGGAUUUUGAGUCUAAGGACCCUGAGAAUGAGGUAAUCAAGCCGACAAUCAACGGUGUGUUGAGCAUCAUAAGGUCAUGCACCAAAGCUAAGACAGUGAAGAGGCUGGUGUUCACAUCCUCUGCUGGAACUGUUAAUGUCCAGGAACACCAACAACCCGUUUUCGACGAGAACAAUUGGAGUGACUUGGAUUUCAUCAAUAAGAAGAAGAUGACUGGCUGGAUGUAUUUUGUUUCAAAAACAUUGGCAGAGAAAGCAGCAUGGGAAGCAGCAAAAGAGAACAACAUUGAUUUCAUUAGUAUCAUCCCUACAUUAGUUGUAGGACCUUUCAUAAUGCCAACAUUCCCACCAAGCCUAAUCACUGCUCUCUCCCCCAUCACUAGGAAUGAAGGACACUACUCGAUCAUAAAGCAAGGGCAGUUUGUGCACCUUGAUGAUCUCUGUGAAUCUCAUAUAUUCUUGUAUGAGCGUCCUCAGGCUGAGGGCAGAUACAUUUGCUCCUCCCAUGAUGCUACCAUCCAUGAUUUGGCCAAACUGAUGAGAGAGAAAUGGCCCGAGUACAAUGUCCCCACUGAGUUUAAGGGGAUAGAUAAGGACUUGCCAGUUGUGUCGUUCUCAUCGAAGAAGUUGAUAGGAAUGGGGUUUGAAUUCAAGUAUAGCUUGGAGGACAUGUUCAGAGGAGCCAUUGAUACUUGCAGAGAGAAGGGUUUGCUUCCUCACUCUUUUGCAGAAAACUAAUGGCAACAAGGUUUAAAUAUAAAAGAGUAACCAAGAAAAGAAAAGAAAAGCUCUUCGAAGUCUCUGUUUGCCAACUUUCAAUUCUCUGUUUUUUAUGUUUUUGUAUGGUGGGGUGGUGAUUGUUUCGGUGUAUUGGUGCCUUGCCUUUUAAUAAUAUAUCGAUAACAAUGAGGUUUGGUAUUCUCUUAGUAAAAUGUGUGACUGUAUUUUGCUUAAA